Molecule: messenger RNA, 1403 nt
Organism: Mya arenaria
Lineage: Eukaryota; Metazoa; Mollusca; Bivalvia; Myida; Myidae
Product: prohibitin 1-like
Exons: 6
Coding region: 161-982 (273 amino acids)
Biological process (GO): mitochondrion organization
Cellular component (GO): mitochondrion; membrane
Source: RefSeq, a predicted model, not a curated record
CGAACGCAUCAAUAACUUCCGGUGUGCAUGCGGUCAUAUUUUUCUGACGAAAGUUUGACAUUGACACAAUUUCUUCAAUUAAUUACACAAAACAGAAACUGACAGCUUAUUGCAUUUAUAAAAUAUUGUAUAAUUUAUUGUUUUAAACAGAUAAAAUAGCAUGUCGCUGUCUAGAAUUUUAAAUUCAAUCGGUGGAGUCGGUUUUGGGUUGAUUGUCGCCGGGUCGGUUGCGAAUUCUGCAUUAUAUAAUGUUGAUGGCGGUCAUAGAGCUGUAAUAUUUGACAGAUUCCGUGGUGUACAGGAGCAUGUUGUAGGAGAGGGCACACACUUUCUCAUCCCCUGGGUUCAGCGACCAAUCAUAUUUGACAUCAGAGCAAAGCCCAGAAAUAUCCCUGUAGCCACAGGAAGCAAGGAUCUGCAGACCGUGUCGAUCACAUUGAGAAUACUGUUCCGACCCAAGCAGGACAAGUUGCCUUCCAUUUAUACAAACCUCGGUAUCGAUUAUGAUGAAAGAGUCCUGCCUUCAAUUACCACUGAAGUCCUAAAGGCUGUCGUGGCCCAGUUUGAUGCCGCCGAGAUGAUCACGCAGAGAGAAGUGGUUUCCAACAAAGUACGAGAGGCCCUGAUAACAAGAGCAGAAACAUUCAGCAUCCUGCUUGAUGAUAUUUCACUGACCCACCUCACAUUCGGCGCAGAGUUCACACAGGCUGUAGAGGCCAAGCAGGUGGCACAACAGGAGGCAGAAAGGGCAAGAUACCUCGUAGAAAAGGAAGAACAAGUAAAGAAUGCGUCCAUCAUCCGAGCGGAAGGUGAAAGUGAGGCUGCCCUCAUGGUUGCCAAGGCAAUAGGCGAGGCUGGAGAAGGCCUUGUGGAGCUACGUAAGAUUGAGGCCGCGGAAGAAAUAGCAGCUAACCUGGCAGUAUCAAGAAACGUGGUGUAUUUGCCUCCUGGACAACAGGCAUUACUGGCAUUGCCACAGUGAUAUGAGACAAAAUCAUCUGUGGAAAACAUUGAGUCAUGAUUACAGAUACAUGAACAAAUCAAUGAAGUUUUGAGCAUUGAUGUUGUGUUUGGAUAUGAAGUGUAUUUUCAUAUUAAGUUAGAUCAAUGUUUUGACUCACCAUAAAGGAAAAAUCCUCAUACGGUUGAAUAUUUUACCAAUUGAAUCAUGAUGAUCCCAAAUUAUCUGUGUGUUCACAAUUCACGAUUGCUAUUUGUUCAUUCAAGUAAUAGUGGCGCUGCUAUAAUACAGAAUAUUCAAUAAAUAUUUCAGCAGGAACAAUAUAUGUCAGAUUUUAUUUGAAAUGUUAAUGACCUAAAUUUCGAUUUGUUUAAAACAUUUUUAGAAUGUUUUGUGUAUUUCAGGUUUUGUACAAGAAAAAUAAUAAAUGCUGUAUCAAAAA